This is a messenger RNA of Penicillium arizonense, 147 nucleotides long. RefSeq lists its product as uncharacterized. NCBI's taxonomy places the organism in Eukaryota, Fungi, Ascomycota, Eurotiomycetes, Eurotiales, Aspergillaceae. The coding region runs from base 1 to 147 and encodes 48 amino acids. The record is from RefSeq and is a predicted model, not a curated record. The transcript is spliced from 2 exons.
AUGUCUGGUUCAAACAAUUCGACCUAUCCUAACACAACUGAAGAAGUCACUUCUUACGAAUCCCUUGAAACCCGCUAUAUGCGAAUGAUUGUUGAGUCGGAUGAGAUUCCUUGGAAGUACAAUGUCCUCGCAAGCGCUGCUAACUAG